Messenger RNA from Sciurus carolinensis (gray squirrel), 5346 nucleotides. RefSeq names its product von Willebrand factor A domain containing 1 (gene Vwa1). Lineage: Eukaryota; Metazoa; Chordata; Mammalia; Rodentia; Sciuridae. The record is from RefSeq and is a predicted model, not a curated record. The transcript is spliced from 4 exons. Gene Ontology annotation, molecular function: protein binding. The coding region runs from base 907 to 2154 and encodes 415 amino acids.
AUUGAGUCCCAUCCGUCUCCCCCACCAAACAUCCUCCUGCAGAGAGUGAGAAGGGAGCGGACAUCCUGGCGACAAAACCCUGCCACAUGUGUGUCCCUAACCCCAACUCCAUGUUUACCCCAUUGGAAGGGAUCUUAGGAGGGCCGCAGUGGGGCUUCUGCCCAGGGGAGGAGGCCGGCCCUUCCCAGGGAAGACCCUUGCAGCCAAUCCCCUUUUUGGGCCUAGUCAAGAUUACAGGACCGAGCACUGUCUAGUGGGCCCCUCCAGUCCUGCUAGGGUCUUAUCUGUGGUUCUCGGCACCUCCUUGAAUAGAGUGUAUGAGGUCAGUAAUAGGCCCAUUAUGGGCACACUGGACAACAGGAGACAGUUGGUUCAGGCCUUGUCCAGUGUGCCCUUGUCUUCAGGCUCUUGUCCCCACUCUAAGGCCCUUCCAGAUCCUGUUGAUAAGUCCUUAAGGACACCGACCCCUCAGUCCUGUGGCCAGUGUGCAGCCGGGCCGGGUCGGGUCUUGGCUUCAGGGACCCUCAGCUCUUUGGGGUCGUGGGCAGUGGUGAGCUCCAAAGGGUAUGGGUAGGAGAUGGGUGGUGAGGGCGACCCCACAGCCUUACAGCCGGGAGAGGGGAGACUGGAGUGCCUGUGUGUGCAUGCCCACGCGUGCAUGCCUCGGUGGUGCCCGGGUUAGUGCUGCGUGUCGCCGCAAGUCCCGGUGGCUCGUGGGCGCGCCUCUGCGGAGUCCGUGCAGGUCGGUGUCUGGGGUGCGCGCGCGCGGGCGAGUGCGUGCGCCCGAGGCGUGGGCGUGGUCGCGGGCGUGGCCUGCCGGGGGCGGGCCCUCUCCGACCCGCGCCCGGCGGUCCCCGAGCUAGCCAGCGACAAGCUGCUGCCGAGCGCCCCAUCCCGCCGCGGACGAUGCUCCCCUGGACGGCGCUCAGCCUGGCCCUGAGCCUGCGACUGGCGCUGGCGCAGAGCGGCGCGGAGCGCGGUCCCCUUGCAUCGGCCCCCCAGGGGGACCUGUUGCUCCUGCUGGACAGCUCGGCCAGUGUGUCGCACUACGAGUUCUCUCGAGUCCGGGAGUUUGUGGGGCAGCUGGUGGCACUGCUGCCCCUGGGCCCUGGGGCCCUGCGUGCCAGCCUGGUGCAUGUGGGCAGCAGGCCACACACCGAGUUCCCCUUCAACCAGCACAGCUCAAGCCAGGCCGUCCAGGAUGCCAUCCGUGCUGCAGCCCAGCGAAUGGGUGACACCAACACUGGUCUGGCACUGGCCUAUGCCCAGGAGCAGCUGUUUGCUGAAGCAGCAGGUGCCCGGACAGGGGUGCCCAAGGUACUGGUGUGGGUGACAGAUGGGGCCUCCAGCGACCCCGUGGGCCCCCCAAUGCAGGAGCUCAAGGACCUGGGCGUCACCGUCUUCAUUGUCAGCACUGGCCGUGGCAACCUGCUGGAGCUGUCUGCUGCUGCCUCAGCCCCUGCUGAGAAGCAUCUGCACUUUGUUGAUGUGGAUGAUCUGCACAUCAUUGCCCAGGAGCUACGGGGCUCCAUUCUUGAUGCCAUGCAGCCACAGCAGCUCUAUGCCUCCGAGGUGACGCCCAGCAGCUUCCGCCUGGCCUGGCCGCCCCUGCUGACCGCCGAUUCCGGCUACUACGUGCUGGAGCUGAUGCCCACCGCAGACCCGAGGGCCCCAAGACGCCAGCAACUGCCUGGUAACGCCACGGACUGGACCUGGGAUGGCCUCAGCCCUGACUCGGACUACGACGUGGCGCUGCUGCCCGAGUCCAACGUGCGCCUUCUGAAGCCUCAGCACCUGCGAGUGCAUACGCUGCCCGAGGAGGCCGGUCCCGAGCGCAUCAUCAUCUCGCAUGCCAGGCCGCGCAGCCUCCGCGUGAGCUGGACCCCGGUGUUGGGCCCAGCUGCCGCGCUCGGCUACCAAGUGCAGUUCGGGCCACUAAGCGGCGGCGCAGCGCAGCAUGUGGAAGUGCCUGCGGGCCGAAACAGCACCACGCUGCAGGGCCUGGCGCCUGGCACCGCCUACCUGGUGACGGUGACCGCUGCCUUCCGCUCCGGCCGCGAGAGGGCGCUGUCCGCCAAGGCCUGCACGCCCAUGGGGGAGCGCAGCCGUGCCCCGCGCCCAGCACCCCGGGUGGCAGUGGGUCGUGGCGGGUGAGCCGACCCGCCCGGAGGGGUUCGGAGCUGUGGACCCGAGAGCCCCUCGUCCCGAGCCCGGUGGGAGGGGGUGCCAGCCUCGCUCUUUACCCGCCCCCCCCCACUCCUCUCCUCGCUGGCCUCGUCCUACUCCCGGCCAGACCCCCGCCCUCGCGUGUUGUCCUGUGCGCAGCAUUUGGCAGAGAGGUGGGGAGGGCAUCUGCGGGAGAGUUGAGAACGUCAGACCCGGGACUGGCCCGGACCCAGGUGGGGAGACAGGGGCCAGGGCUCCGGCUUGUGGGAAAGGCCAAGCACCCUGGUGGCAAGGGCUGCACAGUUGGAUGCAGUGCCCAGGGCCACUGAGGUCCUGCAUAUGGAUAGACAGUGGGUGGGGUAGGGGAGGACCAACUAGCAUGGGCAGUCUCCAAAGGCCUCUGGAGAAGGAAAGAACAGGAGGCUGAUGAUGUGGCCUGGUUCUUUGCCAGGACCCUUGGGCUUGGAAGGCAGUGGCCUCCUGUGUACACUGGCCCUGCCUUCCUGCCCAGGACCCCAGCUGGGCCCAGCUAGCAGCCCCUGGGAUGCAGAAAGCACCUUUCUGGAGGUACAGACUCAGAACCUAGCACUCAGGACUGUGGGGACAGGGGCUGCCCACCACUGCCUUUGCCAGGCUCCAAGGCCAGCACUCAGGAGCUUCCUGGGGGAGGGGGAACAGUGUUGCCCUGGGUGGGUUCACCUCAAUUACUAUGCAAUAUUGUCUGACCCCAGAGGGUCAUGGGCUACCUCCUGUCACCAUCUACUAUCCUGGAGCUCUGGAGAAGUCACCAAGGGUAGGAGGGACCUGGCUGCUUCUGUAGCCCACACCGGGCAGGGCCUUUUCUCCCAGAAUCACCUGCCCAGGCUCACCUUGCCUCUCUUCCCCACUAAUGACCCAGAUUCCAAAAUACAGUAAAUCAGUUGUAUGCUGAGCCUACUGUCUCAACAGAAUGUUUGCUCCUGGGACACUCCAGCCUGGGACAGGGCAGUGCGAGAGGUCCAGUGUGCAGGCGCGUGGUGUUUCUGGAGAGGAGGGGAGGCUGGCCUUCUACAGUCCCUUCUGGCCCCUGCUUCUGUGGCCCAGGACCCACAGUUUGGACAGAGGCAGGCUGCUGGAACUCAGGAGGACAGAGGUCCCAGUAGUUCUGCAGGCCAUUCUACUGCCCAGUCUCUCACCUGUGGGCACCCUGUGCUGGCAAAGCAUGUCCCACAUUGCACCUACUUUCUUCUACCCUAGCGAAUCCCAGGUGGCCAGGGCUGAGGGGUGGUUUCUGGACCCCAUAUGGGUGUGUGUGUUUUCUGAGCACCUGCGUGCUGCCAUUUCCCCCAAGAACCCUGUUGUGCAUCGCAUGGCCUGAACUGGUGCUUCUUAUGACCUAUGGGUCCUGGACAUGGCCAGUGGCUCCUCACUGACAAUUCCAGAGAGCCCACUUACAGCCCCUUCCAGAGUGUCCAGGGACACAAAGGUACAUUGGAGGCCAUAGGUUUGAGCAGGGUAGGGCAACUGAAGGCCAGCACUAAGGCCACCCAUGACACCACAUGGCCAGUUGAGUGGGUGUCACUUCAGGGCCCUGUAGGGACAGUGCUGGCUACUCCUGACUCUCCAGCUGCAGGGAGGGGCUGCUUUGGGGCAGAGGACAGUGCAUGGGGUCACCAUAAACAGGCAGCUACUUACAUACACAUAAACCCUCAGCAGGAUAAGCUACACAACUAUGGGGAAGCCCAGAGGGGCCCGUGAGCUUUGGGCUCAGUCCUAAAUCACUACAGUCCUGGGCCUGCUGUCACUAUUCUUAUUACCGCUUAUGAACCACCACACCUGGGGAGAAGCCAGCAGGGGCUGCCAGCCCACAGGAACCCUGUUUUGGUAGGUUAGGGUGGGAACCAGUAGCCCAAGGUCCCACACUGGAAUCCUGGGCCAGGUUGGGCAGUUUUUCUUUUGGCUGAGCUUGGGCCUGUGUGUGGGAGGUCAGUAAGGGAGGGGGUCCACAUGCCCGCUGUGGUGGAGGCAGAUGGGCUGUGUGCCUGUGAUUGAGGCUGGAACCAGCAAGCUGGAACAGAAGAGGAAGAACAGGAGCAGGAAGGGACCAGCUGGCUGAGGAGAGAGAUUGGCCCCUCACUUUUGAAAGCUAGACUCCCCACAAGAGGACAGGACUGCAGAAUGAUACUGAUGGUCAGCAGCAAACCUGUGCUGGCCACAAAAGGGGCUUUAGGUUUAAGAGGACAGCCUUCUGCAUGGCACUGUCCUUGGAAGACAGCAGGCAGCUGGCGGCUGCAGCCUUGGUGCUGGAAGCCCCAGGGCUGGGUUGCUGGGGGCAACAGGCUGCAGUGUAGUUCUGAGAUCUAGUCAGGGGUAGGGGACUCAGACCACGCCAGCUGCACACACUCUAGGAGCAGACUGCUUCCCACUGCCUAGGUGGGGUCUACUUUGAGAAUUAGGCCCCAGCUCCUGCUGACCUGUACUUCCAUCAGGGGCUGCACACCCCAUCUGGAUCAGGGCAGGCUGGGGGCCAGGCUAUCAACCUGCAUCUUUAACCUCUGCAGUCUCCCUAGGUCUGUAAUGCUGGAGGACUCCUGUUAGAGAAUCUGUUGGGGAGGUCAGAAGGGAUCCCAUCAGCAAAACAGCAGAGUGUAAGCAGCACUCACAUUUGUCAGUUAAAUGAAAAUGCUUCAGGUAGAAAGCAGAGUCAUGAUUCUCUCAUUACUUUAGUGUCUUUAGGAAGGGUGUGUCUGUCCUCCCAAAUAGUCUAAGAUUUUAAGUAUCAAAGUGUGGAUGGGGUAUUCUACAUACUUCAUCAGAAUGGAAAGUGUGGAACCCACUGCUUUUUCUAAGUUUCUCCUUAAAGCAAGCCUGAAUUUUUGUUUUGUUUUGUUUUGCUUUAGUACUGGGGAUUGAACCCAAGAGUGCUCAAGCACUGAGCCACAUCCUCAGUCCUUUUUAUUUUUUAUUUUGAGACAGGGUCUCACUAGGUUGCUUACAGCCUGGCUAAGUUGCUGAGGCUGGCCUUGAACCUGUGAUCAUCCUGCCUAAGCAGCCCAAGUCACUGGGAUUAGAAAUGUGAACGACUUACACUCAAUGCAAGCACCAAUAUCUUAAGACAGCAAUCAACACUUGUUCUUAAAAGUAUGCCAAGUUCAAUGAAUCUAUUAAAUGCAGAGAUUUAUAAAAGACACAAGCUUGUUA